Rana temporaria (common frog) is the source of this 990-nucleotide messenger RNA. Its product is annotated as vomeronasal type-2 receptor 26-like. Gene Ontology annotation, biological process: G protein-coupled receptor signaling pathway. The transcript has a single exon. Gene Ontology annotation, molecular function: G protein-coupled receptor activity. Gene Ontology annotation, cellular component: membrane. Lineage: Eukaryota; Metazoa; Chordata; Amphibia; Anura; Ranidae. The record is from RefSeq and is a predicted model, not a curated record. Bases 1 to 990 code for a protein of 329 amino acids.
AUGGAUGCUGACAGCAAAAUGGAGUUAAGUUUGUUCAUUCUCUUUCUCAGAAUCUCUGACCCCGAUGCUCAUUGUGUUUGUAUUGUUCUUCCUGCAGACAGCGAAAAUUGCAUGAAAUGUCCUGAUGAAGCAUUCCCAAAUGAGAAGAAGGAUCGUUGUGUUCCAAAAUUGGUGGAAUUUCUCUCCUACACUGAUGAUCCCAUUGUUGGAGUAUUCUCAGCUGUCUCCAUCCUCUGUUGUCUUCUGACUGGUUUAAUAUUGGGGAUAUUUAUACAUUACCAGGACACCCCCAUUGUUAAAGCCAACAACCGGGACCUGAGCUAUCUUCUCCUGGUCUCCAUCAUGCUUAGCUUCCUCUGUGUCAUCUUGUUCCUCGGCCAUCCAGUAGAUGUGACCUGCAUGCUGCGUGUCACCUCUUUUGGUGUCAUCUUCUCAGUUGCCGUCUCUUCUCUACUUGCCAAAAGUAUCAUGGUGUGUAUUGCUUUUAAAGCCACCAAACCUGGGAGUUCCUGGAGGAAAUGGAUGGGAGCCAAACUGCCCAAUUCUAUUAUUUGUGUCUUCUCACUGGUCCAAGUCAUAAUCUGUGUCACUUGGUUGUCUAUUUCUCCUCCCUUCCAGGAUCAGGACACUCACUCUUAUCAGGGGAAGAUCAUCAUUCAGUGUAAUGAGGGUUCAGUUAUUGGCUUCUACUCUGUCCUGGGAUAUAUGGGGCUUCUGGCAGCUGUGAGUUUCAUUAUCGCUUUUUUAGCCAGGACAUUACCGGACAGUUUUAAUGAGGCCAAGUACAUCACCUUCAGCAUGCUGGUGUUCUGCAGUGUCUGGAUUGCCAUGAUCCCGGCCUAUCUGAGCACCAGAGGGAAAUACAUGGUGGCUGUGGAGGUUUUUGCUAUAAUGGCCUCAAGUUCUGGACUUCUUGGCUGUAUAUUUUUUCCCAAAAGUUACAUAAUUCUGGUUAGACCUGACCUGAAUACAAAAACAGUUAUCCACUAA